Molecule: messenger RNA, 954 nt
Organism: Hyposmocoma kahamanoa
Lineage: Eukaryota; Metazoa; Arthropoda; Insecta; Lepidoptera; Cosmopterigidae
Product: lachesin-like
Exons: 8
Coding region: 1-954 (317 amino acids)
Biological process (GO): synapse organization
Cellular component (GO): neuron projection membrane
Source: RefSeq, a predicted model, not a curated record
AUGGCGUUUAGUUACGAUUUUUUGACUAUUUUAACGUGCCUUGCAAUAAUUGCUCAGGCGCAGCAGACUCCAACAAUCUCCUACAUAACUCAGGAGCAGACCCGUGACAUUGGCGGACAUGUUGACUUGGUUUGCGCUGUCCAUGACGCCCAAGACUAUCCUGUGUUAUGGGUAAAGUACAAUCGCCUGAAUGAGACAGAGCCUCUACCCUUGUCGACUUCCUCUAGUUUGAUCACCAAGGAUCCGAGAUUCUCGUUGCAGUUUGAAGCUGCCUCCGGUACCUCUAAGCUUUCUAUAAAAAAUAUACAAGAAACUGACGCCGGCUUGUACCAAUGUCGUGUGCAAAUGUCCGUAAACAACAAGGUAACCGCCGAUGUAGAGCUACGAGUGAGAGACUCUCCGAUAUUUAUAGAUAAUUCCACGAGGUCGCUCGACACUAUCGCGGGAGAAACUCACGCACAGCAGACUCCAACAAUCUCCUACAUAAAUCAGGAGCAGACCCCUGUCAUUGGCGGACAAGUUGACCUGAUUUGCGCUGUCCGGGACGCCCAAGACUAUCCUGUGUUAUGGGUAAAAUACGAUCGCACGAAUGAGACAGAGCCUCAACCCCUGUCGAGUUCCUCUAGUUUGAUCAUCAAGGAUCCGAGGUUCUCUUUGAAGUUUGACGCUGCCUCCGGCACAUCUGAGCUUUCUAUAAAAGACAUACAAGAAACUGAUGCCGGCUUGUACCAAUGUCGUGUGCAAAUGUCCGUAAGCAACAAGGUAACCGCCGAUGUAGAGCUACGAGUGAGAAGCCCUCCGAUAUUUAUUGAUAACUCCACGAGGUCGCUCGUGACUAUCGCGGGAGAAAGUGUUCAGAUGGAAUGCUACGCUGGGGGCUUCCCGCCGCCGGAGAUCUCAUGGCGGCGUGAGAACAAUGUGAUUUUACCAACUGGAGGACUUAUUUACAGGUAA